CGUCGAUGACAUGUGGGUUCCGGUUGAAACCGCCCCUCCCCCUAAUGCGCAUGAACUCCACUCCCUCUCCCCUCCUUCGCCCACAUUACUUCUCCGUUUCGCGCACCGCGACUCGCAUUCGCCAUUGCUCUCCCUCUCCUCCGAGUAUCUUCUCCAUCCAUGGCGUUUCCGGGCGGCGGCGCCGUCUGGUUCUCGGCGGGCGGCGGCUGGUUCGCAGGGCACAAUACUGGGGAAGCGCAAAGGAGAUGGUGAUGACAUUGAUGAAAUUCCUUCGAAAAAGCCGAAGUGCCCUCCCCCGCCUCCGCGGAACAGGGCCUCACCUAGUUCUCUUUUGCUUGCCUGCAAAGAUAUGCCUCAAGACAGGCAAGAUGCCAUUGAUGAGAUGGACUUCACAAGCCUUCAGAACAUCAAGUGCGGCCAUCUUUCCAACGGUCUCAAUGUGUGGCUUGCCGGGUUGGACGACCUUGAAUCCCGUGAGGUGGUCGUUCCAGGGCGGGGCAGGCUUCCUGUUAAAGAAGAAUAUGUCCAUCGUGUGAUGGGCGUGCCACGUGGAGGGAAGGAUAUUCCUUACAACAUUCCUACUAAAGCUGAUAUCAAGUUAGGGCUUGAUAUGUUUGGUGAAUUUGGAUAUACCCAUAAAAUGACAGAGCUUCUCGAUCUCAUCACGAGUUCUGACAACUCUGACACCAAUUUCAAGCGGAUGUGGCUUAUGCUUGCGGGCAAUACUGUCAUCGCCCCGACAACAUCCAAGAAGGUCAACCCCAGGUGGUAUGUUGUGUUGCGAAACAUUGACGAUGUUAAAAAUCUGAACUGGUCCAAGUUCAUCGCUGAUGAACCUCACAAGGCUGUUUCAAAAGGCAAGCCUACCAAGGGUUGUAUUCUUUUCUACAAUGUUAGUGCUACCGCUUUCCUUUGCUUUCCUUUUGUCAUUUUAUUUUUCACAUUUCUUUGUUGUUGUUUGUGUGUAUCCUGAUGCUGAUAUCAUUCUUAUCAGCUCCUGUACAUUCAUGCGAUUGAUCUUUCUGGUCUUGGUAUCGUAUUGCCUGUUGGGCCUUUUCCUAUCAA
Triticum aestivum (bread wheat) is the source of this 1065-nucleotide messenger RNA. RefSeq lists its product as uncharacterized. The record is from RefSeq and is a predicted model, not a curated record. The transcript is spliced from 3 exons. Bases 11 to 973 code for a protein of 320 amino acids. Lineage: Eukaryota; Viridiplantae; Streptophyta; Magnoliopsida; Poales; Poaceae.